Molecule: messenger RNA, 726 nt
Organism: Phlebotomus papatasi
Lineage: Eukaryota; Metazoa; Arthropoda; Insecta; Diptera; Psychodidae
Product: MAGE-like protein 2
Exons: 3
Coding region: 131-586 (151 amino acids)
Source: RefSeq, a predicted model, not a curated record
GCAUCAUUCGCGCUGUACCAACAAAGGCAAGAAGUACAAGUGUCUCGUGUGGAUUCGUGACUAUAUUACCUGUAGUGCAAUUGCUGUGCUAGUUCAAUUUCAAUUCACUUCCAAAGUGCAAAAGAACACAAUGUACUCCGUGAAAAUCGUUGCUGUUUUGUCUGUGAUUGCCCUUGCAUCGGCAUCCAUUGACGAUAGUCAUCAUCAUGAUGUGCAUACAACACAUUCUGAGGUGGAGAAGCAUGUACCCGUUCCCGUCUAUGAGAAAGUCGGUAUCCCAAUCCCUCAUCCAGUGCCAGUUGCUGUACCGAACUACGUUAAGGUCGGAAUUCCCCAGCCCUACCCUGUUCAUGUUACCGUCCAACAACCUAUCCAAGUCCCCAUCUACAAGGUCGUGCCUCAGAUCAUCGAAAAGGCUGUCCCUGUUCCCGUUGAAAAACCCUAUCCCGUUGAAAUUCAGAAGCCCUACCCAGUUGAAGUGAUCAAGAAGAUUGAGGUUCCUGUUCCAAAGCCCUACCCAGUUCCUUUCACUGUCUACAAACACAUCCUGCAGAAGGAGAAGGCUGACCACAAAGGCUGGCACUAAAGAAUUUAUGUGGAGUUGAAAAGCAGGUGAUUUUCGUGAGAAAAUUCCUUUCAAGUUCCUGAUGCCACAGAUUUUUGUUACUAUUGUCUUGUUGACUAAUUUUAUAUGAGACCGAGAAAAAUAAAAAAAAAAAAUGUAAA